Racocetra persica is the source of this 675-nucleotide messenger RNA. NCBI's taxonomy places the organism in Eukaryota, Fungi, Glomeromycota, Glomeromycetes, Diversisporales, Gigasporaceae. The record is from the annotation of a GenBank genome assembly.
AUGUUAGAUAUUAUUACCUUUUCAUUAUCAGAAUUAGAGUUAUCUUAUAGACUCCAUGACUUUACAAUACGUUAUCUAAAAUAUACUUCAUUUUUACUUCCUAAUAGAUAUAAAGAUGAUUUCCUUGAUAAUUGUUCAUCAGCAGCACAUCUUCAACAUUGUAUAGAUUUAACGUAUUCUAAACCUACUUAUUCAUAUAAUACUAAUAUUACAAUCAAGCUAGUAUUUCCUACAAAAAAUUUUGCUACUUACGAUGAUAAUUAUUCUGUACUUAAAGAAUUAAUUUUACCACCUUAUAAUUCUUUUAAUUCUUUGGAUUCUCCUAAGUUUUUUGAAUUCUGGUGUUUGCAAGCACUUGUAAAAUUUAAAUGGGAAUCCUUACUUGGUGUGGCAGUUGAUGAAACAAAUAAAGAAGAAUCUUUUUUAUAUUUAAGAUCUGAGUAUACAAGAAAAACUUUUAAAGGUCUAUAUGAACCAUAUCUUUCAAAGUCUAUUUGUGAAAUAGUUGGUAUAGAAAAGGAUGAGAUUAGUAAAAAUUUUGAUGAUAUAAAUAAGAAUUUUGAUGAUAUAAAUAAGAAUUUUGAAGAUAUAAAUAGAAACUUUAAGGAUAAAUUUGAUAUUAUUAAAAAAAAGUUUGCUGAUAUUGAUAAAAACUUAAUGGAUAAAUUUGAUGCU